Messenger RNA from Lachancea fermentati, 1173 nucleotides. NCBI's taxonomy places the organism in Eukaryota, Fungi, Ascomycota, Saccharomycetes, Saccharomycetales, Saccharomycetaceae. The record is from the annotation of a GenBank genome assembly.
AUGAAGAUAGUAUGUGUCAUUAGUUUACUGUGCAUUACGACCACCGCAUGCUGCUCAUCAUUGGGUGAGAACCUGAGAAAACUGCAACUGUCAGAUUCUGAGAUAAUCGAAGCGUCAGAAUCUCAAAAAUUGCAGCUCAGGAGACGGGGAGUCAACUUCAUGGAUAUAUCCAACUUUCCCACACUAUUUGGUUCUAAGCAAAAAGAGAUCCAAGCCCCGAACUAUAGCUAUCCAAUAUCAUCUUCUCAUCAAAAUACUGCGAAAGAGAUCAUAAAUGCGAUUAACAAACAAUCUAUGUACGACAACUUGGCUCAUUUAUCCAGUUUUUACACAAGGUAUUACAAAUCAGAAACCGGAUACGAAUCUGCAUGUUGGCUGCUAGAAAAUCUGAGAAAUGUUACGAUGCCGCUAAAAGAUAAAAUAGAUGUUAUACAGAUCGAUCAUCAUGAUUGGAAGCAAUUUUCUCUCAUCGUUCGCAUAAACGGUACAAAUACUCCAGAGAACAUUGUUGUGUUUGGAUCACAUCACGAUUCGAUGAAUUUACUUCUACCAUCCAUAUUAGCCGCCCCUGGUGCUGAUGACAAUGCAUCAGGAACAUCGACUAAUAUUGAAGCACUAAGGCUGUAUGUUAAUUAUCUUCAAAAUUCGGGCAGUUGGCCUACCAAUACUAUAGAAUUUCACUUCUAUUCGGCGGAGGAAGGUGGCUUAUUAGGGUCUUUAGAUGUCUUCACCAGGUAUUCGGCCGAGCAAAGAAAGGUUGUGGCUAUGCUUCAGCAAGACAUGACAGGCUAUGUUCAGGAUCCAAAAAAUGAACAUGUUGGAGUGAUCACGGACUAUACGAGCCCAGGACUUGCUCAAUUCACAAGAAUGAUCAUCGACAAUUACCUAUCUAUUCCGUAUAGGAAUAGUACCUGUGGUUACGCGUGCAGUGAUCAUGGGAGCGCAACCAAGAAUGGGUUUCCAGCAAUAUAUGUAAUCGAAAGCGAAUACUCGCAAACAAACAAAUACAUUCACAGUACCAUGGAUACACUGGAUCGAUUAAGCCUAGAUCACAUGGCUGAGCAUGUCAAGCUAGUAAUUGGCUUUUUAUUGGAAUUGGGCGAUUGGACGGUAGACGAGAUAAAAAAAACGCAGCAAAAUGAAAACGUGGUGAUGGACGCAAUGGAUAUUUAA